CAGUCGUGUCCUUUUCAGACAAGCGUCAGCUUUUCUCAACUGUUGACCAAUUCACACGCCGACUGCUGCCCAUUUGACGUGGACAUCAGCUAGAAGAGAGGCUCAGGGACUUAGCUCGCAUCGGGACAAAGAAAAACAAAAUGCCUGGACCAGCAGCAAGUGCAACCAAUGUUGGGGCAUCUAGCCGUUCCCCCAGCAAGACAGUGGCUCCCCGCGCAGCAGGCUCCACAGUCAGACAGAGGAAAGCCACCAGCAGCGGUACACGCAGCGGUGGCAGGACCACGGGAUCGGCGGGUACAGGGGGCAUGUGGCGCUUCUACACCGAGGACUCGCCGGGCCUCAAAGUCGGCCCGGUGCCAGUGCUGGUGAUGAGUCUGCUCUUCAUCGCUUCAGUCUUCAUGCUGCACAUCUGGGGGAAGUACACCCGCUCUUAAACCCCCACCUGAUGACCUCUGACCCUGCGCCUCGGCUUCUUAACACAUUGGACCUGGACCAAA
Messenger RNA from Thunnus maccoyii (southern bluefin tuna), 497 nucleotides. It is a transcript of the gene sec61b, whose product is annotated as SEC61 translocon subunit beta. Gene Ontology annotation, cellular component: Sec61 translocon complex. Lineage: Eukaryota; Metazoa; Chordata; Actinopteri; Scombriformes; Scombridae. The coding region runs from base 141 to 434 and encodes 97 amino acids. The transcript has 4 exons. The record is from RefSeq and is a predicted model, not a curated record. Gene Ontology annotation, biological process: intracellular protein transport.